Athene cunicularia (burrowing owl) is the source of this 2618-nucleotide messenger RNA. RefSeq names its product DEAF1 transcription factor (gene DEAF1). Lineage: Eukaryota; Metazoa; Chordata; Aves; Strigiformes; Strigidae. The coding region runs from base 703 to 2004 and encodes 433 amino acids. Gene Ontology annotation, molecular function: DNA-binding transcription factor activity, RNA polymerase II-specific; DNA binding. Gene Ontology annotation, biological process: regulation of transcription by RNA polymerase II. Gene Ontology annotation, cellular component: nucleus. The record is from RefSeq and is a predicted model, not a curated record. The transcript has 10 exons.
AAUAUUUUGCAGUUGCCUUAUAAAGAUUGUUUGUCCUGUGUUCACAUGGUGCUUCUUGUAUUUCUUGGAAGGAGAGUAGCGUAGUUUUUUCAUUUUUUUCCUGUCAGAAAUGCAUUUAAUUUUCUUAUUCUUUGUCCUAACCCUUGCAAAUAAGCUUCUUGAAAAAUCUUGCCCUGCUGCUGGGCUGUUGCAUGCCUUUCUACACUCAUCCACCCCCAAAAGCAGAUGGAUCAUCGUAAUACUGAUAACAAAAAUAUGGGUCUCGUAGCUCUGCAUGUGGGUUCUUUUUAAAGGGUCCUUGAAUAGAGUUUUAUCUCUAUUCGGUCCACUUGCUGAUAUUAAAAUGUCACAAUAAAUGAUGUCUUUAUCGCUAAGGUUUUGCUCACAGCUGCCUGGCAGUUUCCUGUCUGCCCACAAGACGGCAUGGUAAACCUUCAGCGGUCUGAAACGUUACAGGAUCAGCCUCUGGGAAGGGGAAGAUCCAGCCAGCUGCUUAUACCACUGCAGGUUACAACCCCAGCGUUUAAUGCACUGUUAGAGUGUGUUUCCUAAGAUGCAGUUUGCUUUAUUUUCAGGCAUUUUGAGAAUGGUCAAGCUGGAUUUUUUGUGGUGCACCAUGUGACUGGCAUUGCUCUGGAGAGCUGUCAGCUGCUUCAGUUAACCGCUUGACACUUGCUGUAGCCGAGUUGAGCAUGUGAAGGUAUGGCCAGUGUGCUUUUUGAUUGCUGUCACCUUUCUUUUCUUUUUUUCAAAGGACCGCAGUCUCCUCCUACUCCUUUAACAUCUGUCCAAGAAAAAACUGGAACCAAGUAUAACUGGGACCCAUCUGUGUACGAGAACGAGCUCCCGGUGAGGUGCCGGAAUAUCAGUGGCGUUCUGUAUAAAAACAGACUCGGCUCAGGAGGCCGUGGUAGGUGCAUUAAGCAAGGGGAUAACUGGUACAGCCCUACCGAAUUCGAAGCGAUGGCAGGACGAGCCAGCAGCAAAGACUGGAAGAGGAGCAUCCGCUAUGCUGGGAGGCCACUGCAGUGCCUUAUUCACGAUGGGAUUUUAAAUCCUCACGCUGCCUCGUGUACUUGUGCUGCCUGUUGCGAUGACAUGACUCUGAGUGGCCCUGUACGACUCUUCGUGCCAUAUAAAAGGCGGAAAAAAGAAAAUGAAAUGCCUGCAACUCCAGUGAAGAAGGAUUGCCCCAAAAACAUCACUCUGCUUCCUGCCACAGCUGCUACUACAUUCACCGUGACUCCUUCUGGACAGAUCACUACCUCUGGUGCUCUGACAUUUGAUCGUGCAUCGACAGUGGAAGCCACAGCAAUUAUCUCGGAAAGUCCGUCCCAGGGUGAUGUUUUCACUGGAGCCGCUGUUCAGGAUACCAACGUCCAGCAGCCCUGCCGGGUCAACCACCCAGAACCUCACUAUCCGAGUUACCAGGACAACUGUCAGAUUUCUCCUUUUCCUGAAGCUGCGCUGCCAACAUCUCAUCCCAAAAUCGUGUUAACCUCACUCCCUGCCCUGGCGGUGCCCCCCACGACCCCCACCAAAGCCAUAUCCCCAUCGGUGGUGAACGGGCUGGAGGUGACGGAGCAGCGGAGCUGGCUGUACUUGGAAGAGAUGGUCAACUCCUUGCUCAACACCGCCCAGCAGUUGAAGACUCUCAUUGAACAGGCCAAACAGGCCAGCUCCUCCUUCCGUGAGGCUGCUGUCACACAAGCGAAAAUUCAAGCUGAUGUGGAGAGGAAAGAGCAAUACCAGAACCAGUUAUUUCAACAAACAGAAGAUGUGGAUGGGAAGACAGAAAUCAUCAUUAAGCAAUCCUGUGUCAACUGCGGUCGUGAGGCAACAAACGAGUGCACGGGGUGCCACAAAGUCAACUACUGCUCCACUUUCUGCCAGCGAAAGGACUGGAAGGACCACCAGCAUAUCUGUGGCCAGUCGGCCGCUGUGACAGUGCAGGCCGACGAGGUGCACGUCACUGACAGCGUGAUGGAGAAAGUCACCGUCUGAGCACACCUACCUCUUCAACCGCUCCCCGGGGCCUGGUGCGGCCGGCUGGAUCGGCAACCCGGUGUGAACGGUCUGUCCUUUACAAACCACACUCUUCUCACUAGCAAACUCAUUUUUGAAAGAUUUUUUUGAUACUGUGACAGCAUUUUGCCGACUCCCGAUCCCUCUUCCAAAACUUUGAAUAAUACACUAGACUGUGAAAACCUCAUCUGGAAAAAAAAACAACCCCCACCUAACUGCAGCCUGGCAGCUGGGAGCCACCUUGGGCUUAAGGAAGCUUUGCCUUGGCCAGCUGGGAACCUCCACCGUGUGGAUUACGGCAAUCUUGUCCUCUCUCUGGAGAUGGAUCCACAGCAGGUGCUGCACUGAGAUUUGCCAGUGUUUCUUCCUCCCUGUGCCUCCCUACCUCCUGUUUGAAAAAAGAAACGAACCUUCAUUUGGUUUAUUUAAUUGCCUUCAGAAAGUCGGUACAAGUUCUGAGUUGGCCAAUGGAAGAACUUUCCCCCGCCCCCCCCGUGUUCCUUCUGUGCUGGGCAAAUGUGGAACACAUGGGAGCCUCUGCACUUGAAUAGAAGUGAAAAAUAACACGUUGUUAAAUAAAAUGUGGUGAAAGC